Messenger RNA from Monosiga brevicollis MX1, 1542 nucleotides. RefSeq lists its product as uncharacterized. The transcript has 5 exons. Bases 1 to 1542 code for a protein of 513 amino acids. NCBI's taxonomy places the organism in Eukaryota, Choanoflagellata, Craspedida, Salpingoecidae. The record is from RefSeq and is a predicted model, not a curated record.
AUGAUGGAUCGGUCACAACAUUACAACAGCGUGUUAACUUCGACGCGCCUGCACACAUCGACAACUGGCGGUGCGGAUGGGAGUCGUUUUGGCUCUGUGAGCCUUCGCUCCCCGGGUCGCCAUGCAACGCCGCGGGCUGAUUUUGGUAGCAAGAGCUACUCGGCCUACAACAGCCGUCGUGAGGACCCCCAUGCUUCCGUCUUGAGCCUGGCCGAAACGGAUCGCCGUGUCCAGCUCGCCCGUCGCGAAGCUGAGAUUAGCCGUCGUGAGGCAGAGUUGAGCCGCCGGGUGUUUGAGGACUCACUGGCACGGGAUCGCUACACAUCACGCUUGGCCGAGGUGGAGGACCGCCUUCUCCACACUUCUUUGCACGAGUCGCGUCUGGCCGAGGAGCUGGCACGCAGCACCAGCCGCACUCUGGCUCGAGAAGUGGGCUAUUUGCGCGAUGACCUCAACGAGUCUCGGCAUCGGGAGGAAGAAACCAUCGACGCCCUGGAGCGCAGUCGCGGCGAGGUUGAGACGGCCUUGGCCAGCUCCCGUCGGGCUCAAGACACCGCCCACGCCCAAUCAGAGGAGGCCGGUUCCCUCCAGCGCCAGCUGCAAGCUGCUCUGCGUGACUACCGCAAACAAGAGGAAACACUGCGCGAGAAGAAUGAAUACAUUCGCGAGAUGGAGCACGAGCUGCAAGCCAGCCGCGUUCAACUCAAGCGACACACCGAGGCCCUUGAUCAGCUGCACGAUGAAAUCCAAGACCUGAUUCGCGAGCGCGAUCGCCUCAAAUCGGACCUCAACGAACUUGAAGAGCGUCACAUCCAGCGCAAUGAGGACCUUCGUCGCGUGGACGAGCAGCUCGAUCGCGCUCGGGCUCGCACGACAGAGGUUGAGAACGAGGCUCAGUUUCGUCUUGACAAGGCAGCGCAGGAGCGCAACGCGCUUCAGCAGGACAUUGAGGGCCUUAGGGGCGUUGUGCAGUCGCGUGACGAAGAGAUUGCCUACGGUCGCAAACGAGUCAACGAGCUUGAAGGCUACAUUAACCAGCUGCGCCGAGACAUUCAAGCUCGCGAUGAUAAGCUGGAUCAACGCUACUCUGAAGUUCAGCAGUGGACCAGCGAGUGUGACCGCUUGCGGCGGGAUGUCGAAAACGCUCGCUCCCACCAGCAGGAAGCCGCCGCCGAACAUCAAGAGGCCAUGAAACGUGAGAAGCUUUUGGUCCAGGACCUUCGCUCACAACUCUCGGCCAUGGAAACCGAAAAGAGCAUUGCCGUGGCAGCCAAGACAGACCUCAUUCAAGACGUAGCCCGCCUGCAGCGGCAGCUUGAGGAGAAAGAUGAUCAAUUGCGUCGCAUGACCCGUGCCCUAGAGGAGAAGGAUCAGUAUCUGGCAGAAGCGGCGCCAUUUGUACGCGAAGCCCAACGCCACCAGCAAGGCUAUGGCUCAUCAGCUCAGGCCGCGCCGACCAAGAGCCGCAAGAGCGGUGGCCGACUUAUCGCCAAUACCGUGCAGCCCACGCUCAACCUCGGAAAGUCCAAGUGGCGCUAUUAA